AUGAAUGAAGUUGGUCAUAUCAAAAGUUCACAUACUUGUCAUUGGCGUGUGCCAAAUUGGUCUCAACUUCGUUUAGGUAUAGAAUACAGUAGUCCUCCUUUGCUUUUCGAUGAUUUAAAAUGGUCGAUAAAACUUGUUAAAGGCAAAACUAAAACCCCAGAUGUAAAUGAUUAUGAGUGUUCUGCUUUCAAUUUAAUGCUCUCAAUAUAUGUGCAAAUACACGAGACAUCCCCAGGUUCCUUAAGGGGAAUAAGAAAAAAUGUUCAACUCACUUUAAAGAUAAACAAUACAAAUCCAUCAAGCUAUUAUAACGAUUUCGGCGUAGGAAAAAGGCUGCAACCUGUCUGGUUUAGUGAGAAACAUACAAAAUGGGGAGAAGAUUCAUUAGGAACAUUAAGUAGCAUCAUUCCUUUCCUUAGUAGAGAUCAAGUCUCCUUGUCAGUCAACAUCACUAUUCUGAAAUCCGAAGUAAACAACAUGACUGCAGCAACACCUACAGAUAUUAUUACAUCACCGCCAUUUUCUAGAUACAUUGAUUCAAAGGAAUUUUCUGAUAUCUCGUUUAAAGUGUUAGGGAAUGACUCGGUCGAGAAUUUUCGUAUUUUUUAUGGCCACAAAAACAUUUUGGCGGCAAUAUCUCCAUGGUUCAAUAUUAUAUUUACAAACGGUAUGAAAGAGUCCCUAGAAAAUGAAAUAACGAUUAGCGAUGUAAAGCAUGAUAUAUUUUACCGAUUAUUGAAGUAUUGCUACACAUUCAAAAUUGAUAUCGACGAUAUAGACGACGCUUAUGAGAUGUUAAAAGCCUCAGAUCGUUUUCAAAUAUCAAACAUACGAGAAGAGUCACUUCGCUUUUUGAGGCAAGAACUAAAUGAGGAUAAUAUAUGGGAUAUAUGGGAGUGCGCAGACAUGUAUGGAUGCGAAAAGACAAUCAACACAUGCAAUUCAUAUGCUAGUGUUGAAAUGAAAGCUCUAAUAGCACACCCUUCGUGGCUGUAUGCACAACCAAGGGUUAUCAAAAUGGCCUUGGAAAUAGGAGAGGGAGAUCUACCAGCUGAAACAGAGUUAUACAAAGCUGUUUUAUUAUGGGCAAAACAAAGGCUUGAUAAAAUAACUAUUAUAGAUGACACUAAAGAAGAUGUUGAAAAACUAUCAAUGACAAGAACACAGCUAUUAGCUUCUGUUGUUGAUGUAGAGCCUCUUGCUAUUUCAUCAGCUGUGGUGGAACCCGAUGAUGAUGACGAAGAGGAACAAAAGCAUUCAUUGGAUCGAGAAGUUCAUGUUACACAUGUUACGAAUAGAGUCAUAGCCCCAUUAGAGCCACAUGAUCUUGAAAUACACCUUGCAAGCAUACUGCAAUCGAUAAGAUUCCCCAUGAUGCCACCAGCAUUUUUAGCCAACAAAAUAGAAAGUGAUUCUUUCAUCAUGAACAUAGAGGGAAUGAGGGAUAUGUUGUACGAGGCCUAUAAAUAUCACGCUGUCCUCGGAACUUCUUCAUCCAUAAGGUGUCAACCGCGAAAACCGCAAGCAGAAGAUGAACUUUAAGUACCUGUGUAUCACCAUUAG
This is a messenger RNA of Mucor mucedo, 1563 nucleotides long. RefSeq lists its product as uncharacterized. The transcript is spliced from 9 exons. The coding region runs from base 1 to 1542 and encodes 513 amino acids. Gene Ontology annotation, molecular function: protein binding. NCBI's taxonomy places the organism in Eukaryota, Fungi, Mucoromycota, Mucoromycetes, Mucorales, Mucoraceae. The record is from RefSeq and is a predicted model, not a curated record.